AUGGAUUUGGUGAAUAGCUGCAAGGAAAAGUUGGCUUAUUUUCGAAUAAAGGAGCUGAAGGAUGUCCUGACUCAGUUAGGGCUGUCAAAGCAGGGGAAAAAGCAGGACCUAGUUGAUCGCAUAUUGAAUGUCCUGCACGAUGCACAAGGUUCCAAGGCGUGGCCAAAGAGGGGCGUUCUUGGAAGGGACGAAGCAGCAAAACUUGUUGAUGACAUUUACAGGAAAAUGCAGGUUUCGGGUACUGAUUUAGCAUCAAAGGCGCAAUGUGUUUUGGAUAGCAGCAAUUCGAAUCCGAAAGUUGUUAAAGGAGAACCCGAGGAAUCUUUUCACCGUGAUACCAAAGUUCGGUGUCCCUGUGGCAGCUCAUUGGAAACAGAAUCGAUGAUUAAGUGUGAGGAUCCCAGAUGCCAGGUGUGGCAGCAUAUUGGUUGUGUUAUAGUUGCUGAGAAGCCUAUGGAGGGAAGUCCCCAAGUUCCCGAAGUAUUUUACUGUGAGAUUUGUCGACUGAGCCGAGCUGACCCCUUUUGGAUUGCAAUGGCUCAUCCACUAUCUUCUGUGAAGCUGGCCAUAACAAAUAUCCCAACUGAUGGCACAAAUCCAGUGCAGAAUAUAGAGAAGUCAUUUCACCUGACGAGGGCAGAUAAGGACCUAUUGACUAAGCCAGAAAUUGAUGUGCAGGCGUGGUGCAUACUUUUGAAUGACAAAGUCCCAUUUAGGAUGCAGUGGCCUCAACAUGCUGAUUUACAAGUCAAUGGUGUACCUGUUCGUGCGAUUAAUAGACCUGGCUCGCAACUGCUCGGGGCAAAUGGCCGUGAUGAUGGUCCAAUUAUCACACCAUGUACGAAGGAUGGGAUCAAUAAAAUAUCGUUAUCUGGAUUUGAUGCCCGGAUUUUCUGCUUGGGGGUAAGGAUAGUGAAGCGGCGUACACUUCAACAGAUACUUGGGUUGAUACCUAAAGAGUCUGAUGGUGAACAAUUUGAAGACGCACUUUCUCGUGUUUGCCGUUGUGUUGGUGGUGGAGCUCCAACUGAUGGUGCUGACAGUGACAGCGAUCUAGAAGUUGUUGCAGACUCCAUUACUGUCAAUCUUCGUUGUCCUAUGAGUGGUUCAAGAAUGAAAGUUGCUGGAAGAUUUAAACCGUGUGUUCACAUGGGCUGUUUUGACCUUGAUGUUUUUGUUGAGCUCAAUCAGCGUUCUAGGAAGUGGCAAUGCCCCAUUUGUCUGAAGAACUACUCAUUGGAUAGUGUAAUCGUCGAUCCUUUUUUCAACCGCAUCACUACUAAGAUGAGGCACUGUGGCGAGGAUGUAACAGAGAUUGAGGUAAAGCCUAAUGGGGCAUGGCGUGUGAAAACCAAAACCGAAGCUGAGCGGAGAGAUUUGGGAGAACUGGCACAGUGGCACAAUCCUGAUGGUACUCCAUGCAGCAUACCAAAUGGGGAGGUUCAGUCAAAGGUGGUGGAAACAGGGAAGCAAGUCAAGCAGGAAGGUAAUUCUGAAGGUCAUGGUACUAUUAAUGGUUUGAAACUUGGUCUUAGGAAGAACCGUGAUGGGCUUUGGGUAGUCAGCAAACAUGAGGGUAUGAAUGGCUCUUCUUCAGGGAACAACAGAUUGCAGCCGGAUAACUUUCAGCAGAAAGUUAUUCCCAUGACUAGCAGCGGUACUGGCAGUGGUGAGGAUCCAAGUGUGAAUCAGGAUGGGAAUUUGGAUUUUAAUAAUAAUAGUGGAGGAAUGGAACUCGAUUCAUUAGCUCUCAAUAUAGAUCCUACGUAUGGGUUUGGUGCACAGCAUAUUUCUGCUCCAGUGGCAGGGGAUGCUGCAGAGAUCAUUGUUCUUAGUGAUACAGAUGAUGAAGAAAAUGAUAUACUGGUGUCUUCUGGCGCUGGCUUCAACAACAACCAGAAUGAUGUUGGUGCGGCUGGUUUCUCAGAGGGGACCCGAUCUGGGAUUCCAGAACCACCUUAUCAUCCCGAGGAUCCUAAUCUUGGCGCUGCUGCUGGAACGUCCUGCUUGGGUCUUUUCAAUGACGAGAAUGAUGAUGAAUAUGGAGGAUUGCCCCUCUGGCCACCACCCCAGGGUGGCCCAGGGUUCCAGUUAUUUAGUUCAGAUGUCUCAGAUCCCUUGGUUGAUUUGCAUCAUGGUCCCACAUCAAUCAAUGGAUACAGUUUGGGUCCUGAUACUGGCGUGGGACAUGUCAAUUUGGUCCCACCAGAUACUUCAGUGGGUAGAUCUGACGGGAAUGGUGGGUUGGUUGAUAAUCCAUUGGCUUUCGAGGAAGAUCCUUCUCUACAACUGUUUCUUCCAACCAGGCCAUUAGAUUCGUCAAUGCAUUCCAAUAUGAGAGAUCAUCAUCAGGUCGAUGCAUCGUCUAAUAAUGGUGGGCUUCGAUCUGAGGAUUGGAUCUCUCUUAGGCUGGGAGGUGGUGCUGCCACUGCUGCUGGCGGUGGUCAUGGUGAAUCUGUACCACUUGCAAAUGGCAGCUUAACUUCAAGACAUGCGAUGCCUACUAAUAGAGAUGGUGCUAUGGAUUCUUUGACCGACACUGCCUCAUUACUUCUUGGGAUGAAUGACGGUGGCUCAUCUGAAAAGGCAAGUCGCCCGAGAACUGAAAGCCCUUUCUCGUUCCCUAGACAAAAGCGCUCUGUGAGACAGCGUUUGUAUCUUUCCAUUGAUACGGACUCUGAAUAG
Linum trigynum is the source of this 2685-nucleotide messenger RNA. Lineage: Eukaryota; Viridiplantae; Streptophyta; Magnoliopsida; Malpighiales; Linaceae. The record is from the annotation of a GenBank genome assembly.